GGCGCGGGGAGGGCGCAGAAGCCGGUCGGCCUGUGCUCGCCGCCGCCGCACGCCGGGAGGAUGAGGCUCGCUGUCGGUGCCCUGCUGGCCUGCGCUGUCCUGGGGCUGUGCCUGGCUGUCCCUGAGAAAACUGUGAGAUGGUGCGCCGUGUCAGAUCAUGAGGCCAGUAAGUGCUCCAGUUUCCGUGAGAGUAUGAAAAAAGUCUCUCCAGCAGAUGGUCUCCGACUUGCGUGUGUGAAGAAAGCCUCCCACCUUGAUUGCAUCAAGUCUAUCGCGGCAAACGAAGCAGAUGCUGUAACACUGGAUGCAGGCUGGGUGUAUGAGGCAGGCCUGACUCCCAACAACCUGAAGCCUGUAGUGGCAGAGUUCUAUGGGUCUAAAGAUGAUCCACAGACCUACUACUAUGCUGUUGCCGUGGUGAAGAAGGACAGCGGCUUCAUGCUGAAUGAGCUCCGAGGCAAGAAGUCCUGCCACACAGGCCUGGGCAGAUCCGCGGGGUGGAACAUCCCCAUUGGCUUGCUUUAUUGUGACUUACCUGAGCCACGUGUGCCUCUUGAGAGAGCAGUGGCCAAUUUCUUCUCGGGCAGCUGUGUCCCCUGUGCGGAUGGGGAGGCCUUCCCCCAGCUGUGUCAACUGUGUCCAGGGUGUGGCUGUUCCUCCCUUGAACCAUACUACAGCUACUCAGGAGCCUUCAAGUGUCUGAAGGAUGGUGCUGGGGAGGUGGCCUUUGUCAAGCAUGCGACUAUAUUUGAGAACCUGGCAAACAAGGCCGACAGGGACCAGUAUGAGCUGCUCUGCCUGGACAACACCCGGAAGCCAGUGGAUGAAUACAAGGACUGCCACUUGGCCCGGGUCCCUUCUCACGCCGUUGUGGCCCGAAGUGUGGACGGCAAGGAGGACUUGAUCUGGGAGCUUCUCAACCAAGCCCAGGAACAUUUUGGCAAAGACAAAUCAACAGAAUUCCAACUGUUCAGCUCUCCUCAUGGGAAGGACCUGCUGUUUAAGGACUCUGCCCACGGGUUUUUAAAAGUCCCCUCUAGGAUGGACUCCAGGCUGUACCUGGGAUAUGAGUAUGUCACUGCUAUUCGGAAUCUACGGGAAGGCACAUGCCCAGAAACCUCAAAGAAUGAAUGCAAGACAGUGAAGUGGUGUGCACUGAGCCACCACGAGAGGCUCAAGUGUGAUGAGUGGAGUGUUAAAAGUGAUGGGGAAAUAGAGUGUGAAUCAGCAGAGACCACCGAAGACUGCAUUGCCAAGAUCAUGAAUGGAGAAGCUGAUGCUAUGAGCUUGGAUGGAGGGUAUGUCUACAUAGCAGGCAAGUGUGGUUUGGUGCCUGUCCUGGCAGAGAACUACGAAACAAAAGACAAGUGUAUGGAAACACCAGAGAAAGGGUAUCUUGCUGUGGCAGUAGUAAAGAAAUCAGAUCCUGACAUCACCUGGAACACUCUGAAAGGCAAAAAGUCCUGCCACACCGGAGUUGACAGAACCGCUGGCUGGAACAUCCCCAUGGGCCUGCUCUACAAUGAGCUCCACCACUGCAGAUUUGAUGAAUUUUUCAGUGAAGGCUGUGCCCCAGGGUCUCUGAAAAAUUCUAGUCUCUGUAAGCUGUGUAUGGGCCCAGAUCCCAACACAUGUAAGGCCAACAGCAAAGAGAGAUACUAUGGCUACACAGGGGCUUUCAGGUGUCUGGUUGAGAAGGGCGAUGUGGCCUUUGUGAGAUACGAGACUAUUCUGCAGAACACUGAGGGAAAUAACACGGAUGCAUGGGCUAAGGAUCUGAAGAAGGGUGACUUUGAGUUGCUGUGCCCUGAUGGUUCCAGGAAGUCUGUGGAUGAUGUUGGCAGCUGCCACCUGGCCCGAGGCCCAAAUCAUGCUGUGGUCUCACGGAAAGAAAAGGCACAUUGUGUCCAUGAGCUGUUAAAGCACCAGCAGAUCAAGUUUGGAGGUCCUCCAUGCACGAACGAUUUCUGUUUGUUCCGGUCUGAAACUAAGGACCUUCUGUUCAAGGACAACACUAUAUGUCUGGCCAAACUUCCGGACAAAACCACAUAUGAACAAUACUUAGGAGAAGAAUAUGUUACCUCUGUUGGUAACCUGAGAAAAUGCUCAACGUCACCAAUCCUCCCACCUCAGAACUACCACUCCCGUGAGGCUCCGCUCUCCGCACGUGCACCGGGCCCAGGGCCACGUCACUUUUGCGGCAAGAGACCACGCGUCUCAUCCAUGGCUUCCGCGGACUCUCGCCGCGUGGGGGAUGGCAGCGGUGCUGGGGGCACCUUCCAGCCCUACCUAGACUCCUUGCGGCAGGAGCUACAACAGACAGAUCCGACGCUAUUGUCAGUAGUGGUGGCGGUUUUUGCGGUGCUGCUGACGCUGGUGUUUUGGAAGUUCAUCCGGAGCAGAAGGAGCAGUCAGAGAGCUGUUCUUCUUGUGGGUCUGUGUGACUCCGGGAAAACAUUGCUCUUUGUCAGGUUGUUAACAGGACUUUAUAGAGACACACAGACAUCCAUUACUGACAGCUCUGCUAUAUACAGAGUCAACAAUAACAGGGGCAAUAGCCUGACCUUGAUUGACCUCCCCGGCCAUGAGAGCUUGAGGCUUCAGUUCUUAGAGCGAUUUAAGGCUUCAGCCAGGGCUGUUGUGUUUGUUGUGGAUAGUGCAGCAUUCCAGCGAGAGGUGAAAGAUGUGGCUGAGUUUCUGUAUCAAGUCCUCAUUGACAGUAUGGGUCUGAAGAACACACCAUCAUUCUUAAUAGCCUGCAAUAAGCAAGAUAUUGCAAUGGCAAAAUCAGCAAAGUUAAUUCAACAGCAGCUUGAGAAAGAACUUAAUACCUUACGAGUUACCCGUUCUGCUGCCCCCAGCACCCUGGACAGUUCCAGCACUGUCCCUGUUCAGCUGGGAAAGAAAGGCAAAGAGUUCGAAUUCUCACAGUUGCCUCUCAAAGUGGAGUUCCUGGAGUGUAGUGCCAAGGGUGGGAGAGGGGACGCUGGCUCUGCGGACAUCCAGGACUUGGAAAAAUGGCUGGCUAAAAUCGCCUGAGGGGCAGCACCAAAGCACAAGACAUGGACAUAUGUGUGUGAUGGACUCAGUUUUGGGAAAAGGGCUAUGGUAGUCUGGAGUUGAUAAAGAAAAGGUACAAAAUGUGGUUAGAAACAUUUCCUUGUUCUAGAAACAAGUUACUGUUGAAACCAGCUUGGAAUUUUUUUUUUUUAAGUUCAGUUCUCCCUCAUGGCUCCCUUUCAAGCAAGUCACUUUUAUUUGACCUUUGUAUCUUCCCUUUGUUAAGGUGUGUUUAACAUCUAGUGUAUGUUUGAUGGAGGGCCAAGGUCUUUGUGACAUAAGAAGCUGACUCCACGCAGAGAGGAUACUAGCAGGAGAAUAUGCUUAUCAUCUGGAAAGUGUUCUUCUCCUCUGCUUCUGUGCUUUGUGUCCUUUCCCCUGGAAACAGACUUGCCUGUUUAUGAAGCCAGUUGAUUUCUAGUUGCCCCUGAGGUUCAUGAGCAAUACAUUGUCUAGUCCUUUGUGAAUUCCCAGAUUUGUAGGCAUAGUUACAAUACAGUUUCCCCACAUGCGAAGACAGCUACAAAACAGCAGGUCUGAGUGGACAGUGGGUCUGUUCUUUAUCAGGUCAGUGACUUGUCCACACUCCAGUCUUAGCACUUAUGUUUCAGAAGCUUGUCACAAACCCCUGGAGUCAUUCCUAGAUAAUAGAACUAGAAAUGCCAACUCCCCAAAUGCCAAGGGUCUAGUGUGUUCUCGUGGUUACACUGGGGAACGUAUGGAGGUUUAGAUGCUCUUCCACUUCUCUGGGUGGCUGAGGGUUCCUGGGCCAUCCUUAUGUGCUGCUUGAACAGCUCCAAUUUUGCACCCUUGCUGGAAUGCUGUGGGACAGAUACAAAGUGAAAAAAGUUGUCUGUAGAUAUCUGAAGUGCAUAUUCGUUGAAGCUAAAAAAGUAAAAAUAAAAGUCUGCCUUUUCAAAGUGG
Lemur catta (Ring-tailed lemur) is the source of this 3984-nucleotide messenger RNA. RefSeq names its product serotransferrin-like. Gene Ontology annotation, biological process: intracellular iron ion homeostasis; antibacterial humoral response; iron ion transport. Gene Ontology annotation, cellular component: plasma membrane; extracellular region; recycling endosome. The record is from RefSeq and is a predicted model, not a curated record. Lineage: Eukaryota; Metazoa; Chordata; Mammalia; Primates; Lemuridae. Gene Ontology annotation, molecular function: ferric iron binding.